AUGAGGGACACAUUUCUGUUGAAAACUCUCGUUGCGCCUGAUGAAUAUUGCAAUGGAUGUGACUUGAGCGCUGUUUUAAAUUACGAGCGUGAGCUGAGGAAUCAGUGGGUAUCCCAGAGUUUAUAUUGUUCAUACCACCAUCACAUUCGAAAAUACCCUCGGUUGAAUGAUAUCAUUAUAAACAGUGCUUCUGUUACUCGUGCCGGUAACUGCAAUAACAAUAGCAACAUGAUUAACAAUUACUUAAAAAAUGAUCAUAAGAAGGAAAGGAAGAGUGAUAGUGGUAGCUGCGUAGCAAAUAAUAGUCGUUGCAGCAUUGUGCAUUGCUUUGCGAAAGAGUACCUUCGAGGCGUGAGGCGGCACAGUCGCACUAGCUUGUGGAAGCGAUGGCGCUGGAAAAGAAUGUCUGCCAUUGGAAGGGCACUCUUUUUCUUAUAUGUUAUCACAAUAAGCACAAACGUUGCAGCAACGCAAGGAGCGGAUUCUUUGCUGAACACACAUCGGAUGGGAAGCACAGCAUCGCCAAAGGAAGAGGCCGUUAUAGUGAGUUCCGGGGAAGUUUGUUCGAGCGUUGAUGUGCGUAAUACACCUCUCCAUUUGGAACGGUUAAGAAAAUGUCGAGUGGUGGAGGGCUUCGUACAGAUUAUGCUGAUUGACAAGUAUGGCAACGACAGUUUCGACAAUUACACCUUUCCAUUGCUUACGGAAAUUACGGGAUAUCUGCUGUUGUUUCGUGUUAAUGGGUUGCAAACUCUGGGCCAACUUUUCCCGAAUCUGACUGUCAUCAGAGGUAGCGAGCUUGCUAAUAACUAUGCACUUGUAGUUUACGAAUUGAUGCAUAUAAAGGAACUGGGCCUUACUUCAUUAAUCGACAUCCAGCGGGGAGGCGUGCGUAUUGAGAAAAAUCCCAACUUAUGUCAUGCAGAUACAAUUGAUUGGAAGGCGAUAGCACCUGAAGGAGAGAAUUGGAUAAAGGCUAAUCAAGAUGCAAAUGAAUGCACAACUUGUCCGAGCAAUGUUACAAUUUCGCUUCCAAAUGGGAUGACUCAGACAAUCAUAUGUCCAUCGCGAGAGGUAAAUCGACUGAUUCACAAUGAUAAACCAAGCCAUCUAUGCUGGUCAUCCAACCACUGCCAACAAAAAUGUCCUGCAAACUGUCCGAAAUCAUGCACAAAAACAGGUGAAUGCUGCAACACAUCCUGUCUUGGUCAGUGCAGCGGUGGAAACCAUUCGCAUUGCAUGGUGUGUCGGAAUUACUAUUAUAUUCACAAUAAUCACACCCGGUGUGUGGACAAAUGUCCAGAUCAUAUGUUCCUGUUCAGCGAUAGUCGGUGCUUAACGGAAGAAGAAUGCUAUAAAUUGUACAAGCCACUGCAGCGUGUAGCAGAUAUUACCGAAGAUCAUCCGUAUGUGCCUGCUCAGGGUGAAUGUCGUCUCGAUUGUCCUGUCGGGUACACCCUGACAACUGCCCCUGGUACUCAACGGCUAACCUGUGUUCCAUGUAAGGGUCCAUGUCGCAGUGAAUGCAAGGCCAUGGUUAUUGAAAGCAUAUCGCAGAUACAACAAUUGCGCGGGUGCACCAUCAUUCAAGGAUCUCUUUCAAUUCGAUUACGGCAACUUGGAGGAGAAAAUGUCGUGCGUGAAUUGGAGAAAGUUCUUUAUUCGAUCGAAGAAAUUUACGGCUAUCUCUUAAUUGUUCGUUCUUAUGCUCUGAUGUCGCUGGGAUUCUUCAGAAAUCUUAAAAUCAUUCAUGGUACUGUGUUAAAUGCAAACCUCUCGUUGAGCGUUAUUGAUAACCAGAACCUUCAAGAACUUUGGAAUCAAAAUGUUACCAUUAAACGUGGCAAUGUUCGUUUCAAUGACAAUCCAAUGUUAUGCGUGAAGAAAAUUAUUUCUCUUAAAAGUCAUUUCGGAGAAGGUGUGGGCAUUGAAAAUGAAGAACAAUUAAACAAAACUAACGGGGUUCGAGUAGCUUGUGAAAUUAAGAAGCUUAGAACAAAGCCGACCAAAAUUUCAUUAGACUCAGUCAUUAUUCAAUGGGACUCAUUUAAAGACUUGCCAGAUAUGCGGCAAUUGCUCGGAUACGUCGUAUACUAUAUAGAGGCACCGCACGAAAACGUUACCUUCUAUGAUGGACGCGAUGCAUGCAACUCACAGGGAUGGCGUGUUGACGACGUGGCUAACAUGCAGGAAUUAGAUCAGGCCACUCACAUUCUUACACGUUUACAACCUUUUACACAGUACGCAUAUUAUGUUAAAACAUAUACAUUGUCUUCGGAGAAUCUAGGUGGGCAAACGGAUAUUACUUACUUUCGAACAUUACCGGGCACCCCAAGAAUAGUACGAGAUUUACAUGUUUACAUAGAAAAUAAUACGCUGAUUGUUUCAUGGCAAGAACCGACCAAAAUGUACGGGAAACUAUCAGCAUAUAAAAUAGGCGCUACUUUAAACGACGAGAAAAAUGACAUGAUUAGACAACGCAAUUACUGUCAUGAUGAAAUUGAAAAACCUGAAUCAAAGCCAAACAUUCCUGUAGAAAGUACAUCAAUCGCUACUACAGCUUCGCCAGUUAAAGAUAAUCAAAAUCAAUGCUCAAAGGAAGAGUGUGUGGCCUACUGUUCAGCUUCGGGCAUAUCGGAAUCAGAGAGCGGAUUAAAGAUAGAUGUGAAUGAGGUGGAGAUGUCAAUAGGGUUUGAGGAUUGGCUGCAUAAUUAUGUUUACAUAAAAAAUCCAAAAUCCAGUCGAAAACGGAGGGAAGAUAGUAAUAACAGCCGAACUGUUCCAGCUGGGAACAACUCUAUUAUAUUUCCAUCUAAUAGAGCGAACGCCCCAAGAAUAGCUUCAAAUUAUGAGAGCAGUAAAGAACCUAACGAAGAAUACUAUCGCACACUAGGAGAAACAACCAAUCAAACACGAAUAACAUUUCCCUUAUCAUAUUUUAAACAUUUUGCCCUUUACAACUUUCGAGUUCUCGCUUGCCGUGAGCAUGCGACAAAGGUACCUGGAGUAUUGGUACAAGAUACGGCAGACCCUUGUGGCUCAGAAGUUCUAUUUAUAUAUAGGACACCAACAAAACUAGAUGCAGACGAUAUACCUAUAGAUUCUAUCGAACUUGAUGAUCAGUCUAACCAUACGCAACGUGUAAUUCGAGUGCGGUGGAAGGGUCCUUCGAAGCCAAAUGGGGCAUUGGUAUCGUACUCGAUAAAGUAUCAUCGAACUGAUCUAGACUCAGUGCAACCUACGGUGCGAUGUGUCACUGUGGAUGUACACACUUUGCUUGGGUAUGCAUUACUAACAAAGCUAGAUGCAGGAAACUAUAGCAUACGUAUAAUGGCCACAACGACCGCAGGCAAUGGUCCGUAUUCUCCACCGAAGUUUCUGAGCUUGGAGAAGCGUGAGUCAGAUACACCAACUGUAGGAUGGUUGAUAACUAUUGGGGCUGUAUCAGUGUUGCUCGUAUCGCUGAUAAUAAUUGGUGUCUGCUAUGUUAUGAACAAAUAUAAGCAAAUGUCAAAUAUGCGGCUGUUUGCGCAGGUUAAUCCUGACUAUGCAGGAGUUACAUACAAGGUAGAUGAAUGGGAAGUACCUCGUGAUCACAUAAUCCAACUAGAAGAACUAGGUCAAGGUUCGUUCGGUAUGGUGUACAAAGGUAUCAUGACGAAACUGGGGAAUGAUACAAACGUACCUUGUGCCAUCAAGACUGUCACGGAGAACGCUACCGAGCGGGAGCGCGAUAGUUUUCUCAUUGAGGCAACGAUUAUGAAAGAAUUUCAUACACAUCAUGUUGUUAGACUCUAUGGUGUUGUUUCUGUUGGCCAACCGACGCUAGUUAUCAUGGAGCUGAUGGCGAAUGGCGAUCUGAAAAGCUACCUUCGGCGUCAUCGGCCGGACUACGAAAAUGGUGAAGAAUCGUCACCACAGCCUCCAACACUGAAACAGAUUUACCAAAUGGCAAUCGAAAUUGCGGAUGGUAUGGCUUACCUUGCGGCGAAAAAAUUUGUCCAUCGUGACUUAGCUGCUCGAAACUGUAUGGUAGCUGAGGAUCUAACUGUGAAAAUAGGUGAUUUUGGUAUGACACGCGAUAUAUACGAAACUGACUAUUAUAGAAAAGGUACAAAAGGAUUUUUACCUGUACGAUGGAUGGCUCCAGAGAGUCUAAAAGAUGGUAUGUUUUCGAGUAGCAGCGAUGUAUUCAGUUAUGGAGUUGUUCUGUGGGAGAUGGCCACCCUUGCCUCGCAACCGUAUCAGGGAUUAACAAAUGACCAAGUAUUGCGAUACGUUAUAGAUGGUGGUGUCAUGGAACGUCCUGAGAAUUGUCCCGAUAAGCUCUACGAGCUGAUGCGAAUAUGUUGGCAACAUCGGGCUACAGCGCGACCUUCCUUCGUGGACAUUAUUCGAAUGCUAUUGCCGGAUGCAAAUGAUCAUUUCAAAAUGGUAUCCUUCUUUUACUCUCCAGAUGCCAUUGAUAGUUCUGUUCAGCCAGGUAAAGCAUUGUUGGAUGAUGUUACAGAACCAUUACGAGCGCAUGAGGACGGUUUCGAUGAGGAUGAAGAUUAUCCUUAUUCAAUUGAAGGAACCGAUAGUCGGUUAAUGCAGAAUAAUGGGCCCAAACCUGAUAUUCGGUCGCCUCACUCCCCGCAAAGGUGAACAAAAUCUUUAGAUGAAUUAUUCUUCGAACGCCAGAACAGCGACUUGCAUGAAAUAAUCAGUUAUAAUUCGUUGCGCAUGUUUAGUGAUUAUCAUUAAGUGUCUGAUAUGGUAAGCGCAGGAAGCAGCGAAACUCCAAUUAUUCCAAUGGAGGCUCUAAAUACGGUUCAAACUCAUAGCUAUAUCAAUGAAUCCCUAUCUCCUCAGUCAAACUAUCAAAUUACAGUAUCAAGUUCUAAUAACUAUGAUGCAUCUCCGUACAACUCUAGUUCCUUUAACGCUACCUAUAUUGAAAAAUAUAAUAACGACGCAUCAAACAGUUACUAUAAUUGUGAUACAUUUCAAGGAAACACAACGUACUUGAAUGUAUCUUGUGAAACUAUUCUCAACUACAGCAUUCCGUUGUAUGGAUACUGCAUUCCUAUCCUACUGCUCGUUACACUCGCAGCAAAUUCAUUGAUAACCAUAAUUCUUAAAAAGAGAACCAUGGCUUCACCGACGAAUUUUAUCCUUAUGGCAAUGGCUAUCUGCGACAUGUUUACACUUCUUUUUCCGGCUCCUGGUUUAAUUUACAUGUACACAUUUGGCAAUCAUUACAAGCCACUUGCUCCUGUAAUAGCUUGUUACGUGUGGAAUGCACUAAAUGAAAUUUUACCUGCAAUGUGUCACACAGCAUCAGUUUGGCUUACAUUAGCCUUAGCAGUACAAAGGUAUAUUUACGUUUGUCAUGCUCCUGCCGCUCGAACUUGGUGUACUAUUCCUAGAAUAAAGAAAUACAUUACUUAUAUAUGUGUUGCAGCAUUGUUACAUCAAAGUAGCAGAUUUAUUGACCGGUCGUACACACUCACAACCAUAGAAUGGAACGGUCAAUUAACGAACGUUUGUCACGUUGAAACGGCCAAAUGGAUACAGGAAUAUACUAGCGAAGACAUAUACUAUACCGCUUAUUUUUCCUUUCGUAUAUUGUUUGUUCAUUUGAUACCUUGUGCUAGUCUUGUAACUCUGAAUGUUCUACUUUUUAGUGCAAUGAAGCAAGCUCAACAGAAAAGGGAACGACUUUUCCAAGAAAAUAAAAAACGUGAAAGUAAACGAGUGCGCGAUUCUAACUGCACACUUAUGUUGAUCGUUGUGGUUACAGUAUUCUUGGUAGUAGAAAUACCAUUAGGAAUUAUAACUGCACUACAUAUUAUUUCAUCUCUCAUGUUCGAGUUUCUUGAUUAUUACAUAGUUAACCUAUUUAUUUUAUUUGCAAAUUUUUUCCUUAUAGCUAGUUACCCUAUUAAUUUUGCUAUUUAUUGUGGAAUGUCACGCCAGUUUCGUGAGGCAUUCAAAGAAAUUUUUUUCAAGUCAAAAUCUUUAAUUAAAAUAAAUAACGAAUUUAAUUCGUCUAAAUACACUUUAGUAAGUGGGCCAAAAACAUUUACAAAUGAAUCAGUUAUUUAG
Molecule: messenger RNA, 6090 nt
Organism: Anopheles maculipalpis
Lineage: Eukaryota; Metazoa; Arthropoda; Insecta; Diptera; Culicidae
Product: insulin-like receptor
Exons: 17
Biological process (GO): positive regulation of kinase activity; cell surface receptor protein tyrosine kinase signaling pathway; positive regulation of phosphatidylinositol 3-kinase/protein kinase B signal transduction
Cellular component (GO): membrane; insulin receptor complex; axon
Molecular function (GO): insulin receptor substrate binding; ATP binding; G protein-coupled peptide receptor activity
Source: RefSeq, a predicted model, not a curated record